AUGACCGCUCUAGAAGAGUUCCAGGAACGCGACAGCGGCUGGGCGUUGGUGCAAAUACUGAAUCUUACAGUGAAUGUGAACAAUCAUAAUCCGGGUGAUACUCUAUUGACCACAUAUUCCGCGUACGCAAGUGUAUUGAACUUUGAUGGAAUAGAGUUUCCAAUCACAUUGCACCAAGUCGCUCGUUUCGAACGCAACAACGUGUCCGUAAACGUGUUUACGGUGGCAGAACAGGGACACGGAUACGUGCCGCUGCACUUCACGUCAAACAAGAAGAACAAGUAUGUGAAUCUAUUGUAUGUUCCCGAUCAACAAGAUGAACACGUGGGACACUUCGCGUGGAUAAAAAAUUUAUUGCGUUUGGUUAGCUCGCAAUUGAGCAAAAAGAAGACAGCGAAGUACAUAUGCGACCGAUGUCUACACUACUUCCACACAAGCAAGAAGCUGGCAGAACACAUCGUGGACUGUGAACGAUUGAAUGACAGCGCAGUUGUUCUUUCCGCUGAGGGAAAGAACCGUUUGAGAUGUAAGAAUUAUAACAAGGAACGUGUUCCAAUGGUGGUACACGCCGACUUGGAGUGCGUACUCGAGAAACAAAACGAAGAGCAGAACGCAUCAAGUGCGCACAAGUACCAAAGACACAGUGUGUUCAGCAUCGGUUACUACGUGAACUGCGCGCACAUCAACAUCGGAUACCGAUCCUAUAGAGGUGAGAACUGUGUGCAGUGGUUCGUGAAUAAACUGCACAAUCUCGCAAAACGUGCAAAGACAUUGUUUGCAAAAAACGUGCCCAUAGCGAAUUCCACACCGUUGGAAAUAAAGCGGUUUGGGAACGCCAAAUAUUGCCACGUCUACGUUGUUCCCAUUGUGUUCUACAACUUGUCGGAGUACGAUGCGCAUUUUAUUAUCAAAGAUAUGGCCACCGCUUUCAAGGGUGAGAUCACCAUGCUAAGCUUAGAGAAGCUCGCAUCUUAUCUCGACAAGAGGGAACUGCGAGUGACUCGAAAGGAAUUCAAAGAUCUCUCCGCCGAGGACUUCGAACUGCUCACGCGAAAAGUUGUGUUUCCAUACGAAUAUGUGGACAGCAUCGACAAACUGUUGGAAACCAGUCUGCCACUGCAUGAAGCGGUUUACAAUUCGCUCACCGGUGAGACCGUGACAAAGAGCGAGUACGCGCACGCGACGAAUGUAUGGCGACGAUUCAACAUCGACAAUCUGGUAUCAUACAGCAAUCUAUAUCUGAAGACUAACGUACUUUUGCUGGCCGAUUACGCACGUUUGCACGACCCGUCCGCAUUGUCGACGUAUCUGAUGUACUACAACGUGAACAAUCUCUACGGAUGA
Molecule: messenger RNA, 1344 nt
Organism: Pseudomyrmex gracilis
Lineage: Eukaryota; Metazoa; Arthropoda; Insecta; Hymenoptera; Formicidae
Exons: 6
Coding region: 1-1344 (447 amino acids)
Source: RefSeq, a predicted model, not a curated record